CCGAGAAACACACUCCAGCUCGUCAUCGUGUCCAUACUCGCAGGAGGCAGCAGAUUUCUGCUGAUGCAGUGAUGUCUGGAAAUGUCAAGGGCUCGCUUGUUGCCCCAUAAUGUAUCUCUCCCCCCGAACUGCUGCGCAAGAUUUUCUCCUGCGGUACAGCCUCUACUGUAAAGCUGCUCACACCACCGUGCCGCCAAGCGAGCAACUGUACGGACGCUGCUGCAGCUUUGCAACCCUUCUCUUCUCGCAGCAUUUCCAUCUCAGGCUUCCCUCAUUACAGAGCUGCCUGAUUUCUCAUCAGACGUUUAGACCUAUGAGGGCACUUUGACGGGACACGGGAUGGUGAUGAUGACCAUAGUGAGGCUCUAGGCUUUUCUCCUCGGGAAGGUGCAAUGUGAAGUUGCCACAUGAUACCCACUGGUGUCCUGCUGUUGGAUGAUAUUACCCGAGGAUAAAACGCAUUCAAGACCUUUCAAGAUUACGAGGCAGCAGUAACAACAGCAGCAGAUGCACUGGAGAGCAGCAAUGGUCAAGUCAGCGAGAACCGCAGUGGAGCCGCACUGAGGCAGAGCAGCCAACCAACCCCCUUGUACCUGGGGACGUCUCCAACAAUUUAAGGGGUGUGGGAAGCUGAGGAGUGGAAAUUUUCCCCCUGAUCCUGAAUGCCUGCUCAGUCAGACUAACCGAAACCCAACACAACUCCUCCUCCUCCUCCUUGUCUUCCACCUCCUCCUCCUACCAAAAUGACCGUCGUAGCAGGAGAUAACAUGGACGAGACCUCGGCUGUCCCUGGUCAUCCUCAGGACACCUACCCCCCAGACCAUAAUGACCACGAAUGCUGCGAGAGGGUGGUGAUCAACAUAGCGGGUCUCCGGUUUGAGACACAGUUGAAAACUCUCUCCCAGUUUCCAGAGACGUUGCUAGGCAACCCCAAAAAGCGGAUGCGGUACUUUGACCCUCUGAGAAAUGAAUACUUCUUUGACAGAAACCGCCCCAGCUUUGAUGCCAUCCUCUACUACUACCAGUCAGGCGGUCGGCUGAGAAGACCAGUGAACGUCCCUUUGGAUAUGUUCUCAGAGGAAAUCAAGUUUUACGAGCUGGGAGUGGACGCGAUGGAGAGGUUUCGUGAGGAUGAGGGUUUCAUCAGGGAGGAAGCGCGCCCUUUGCCUGAUAGGGAGUUCCAGCGUCAGGUCUGGCUCCUCUUUGAGCAUCCAGAAAGCUCGGGCCCCGCCAGAGGGAUCGCCAUUGUGUCUGUGAUGGUGAUCCUGAUUUCAAUAGUCAUAUUUUGUUUAGAGACUUUACCACAGCUGAAAGAGGACGCAACAAUUCGAAUAGUGGGGAACACUACUAUUUAUUACAAGCCAAAUAUCCUUACUGACCCCUUCUUUGUCAUUGAGACACUCUGUAUAAUCUGGUUCUCCUUUGAGUUGAUAGUACGCUUUCUGGCGUGCCCAAGUAAACCGGCCUUCUUCAAGAACAUGAUGAACAUGAUCGACAUUGUGGCUAUCAUCCCUUACUUCAUCACACUUGGGACUGAGCUGGCUGAGGAUCCCGACAACGAGGGGGUGGGGGAGCAGGCAACGUCUCUGGCCAUACUCAGGGUGAUUCGUCUGGUCAGGGUGUUCAGGAUCUUCAAGCUGUCACGACACUCCAAAGGACUUCAGAUUUUGGGGCAGACCCUCAAGGCCAGCAUGCGAGAGCUGGGAUUGCUGAUCUUCUUUCUGUUCAUUGGAGUCAUCUUGUUCUCCAGCGCUGUCUACUUUGCAGAGGCAGAGGAGCAAGGAUCCCACUUUGGCAGCAUUCCGGAUGCAUUUUGGUGGGCCGUUGUGUCUAUGACAACUGUGGGCUAUGGGGACAUGGUCCCGGUUACUAUAGGAGGCAAGAUUGUAGGAUCUCUGUGCGCCAUCGCUGGAGUGUUGACGAUCGCACUCCCAGUGCCUGUCAUUGUGUCCAACUUCAACUACUUCUACCACAGGGAGACAGAAGGAGAGGAGCAGGCCCAGCUGCUCAAUGUAAGCAAUCCCAACAUCCCCUCCGAAACCAAUUCCAGUCGCCGCAGUUCAUCCACAGUCAGCAAGUCGGAGUACAUGGAGAUUGAUGGAGACAUAAACAAUAGCAUCGACAACUUUAGGGAGGCAAAUCUCAGAACUGGCAAUUGCACUAUAGCCAACCAAAACUGUGUAAAUAAAAGCAAGCUGCUUACAGAUGUUUAGACACUAGUUAGAAACUUUGGGAUCUCUAUUGGACUGUGGAGUAGACCAUCAGUUAAGAAUGCUUCAUUUACCUCCUCAAAGCGCUCUAUGGCAUUAGGCCUACAACUAUGCUCAGCUAAAUAGAAAGGAAACAGAAAAAACAAAGCUGUUAGAGUGUAUGACAGGUUGUUAGAAUAAUUAAUUCUUCUGAUCCUACAAAUAUAUAGGUAUAUCAAAAAGAAACCAUCGAUUACUGCGCAUAUACACGGCUCCCUGGAGGAUGCAGAGCACACACUGUCUUAUGAGACGACGGCGUGACAAUUAAAAUCUUAUGCAUGGAGUACAGAUAACAUUACAGCAAGUUGCACAAUGCACCAGAAACGUCUGCAGAGACAUGCAAGCAUCUGCAGUCAAGUGGUAAGCGCCAAGAAGUUAGGUGACCCCCCCCUUUCCUCUCCACACACACCCUCCUCUCUCCUCUCUUCCUACACUGGAUCUACUAUUCAGCAAAGCACCUUAUAGGAGGAAGACUGAUCUCUUCUUGUUUGGAUGUAAACAGAUGGUGAUCUACUCGCUUCAUGGACAUCCGCAAUGCUGCUGUUUUCCAGCAGUGGCUGUAAAUGUGAUAUCACCAAGUGAUUCAAUGCCAUGCCCUUUAGAUGCAACACAGCACAAUGAUAAAGUGAGCUUCACACAAGCAUGAUUAGAGACUUUCCAUUUUGAUAUCGGCAUGCAUGUGACAUAUCUCACGUAAUGGAAAGGAUGUUCUUUUGGAUAACCUGCCUCCAUCCACCUCCCCUUCUCAUCUGUUUUCAUACCGAGUGCACUGGAUGAGUUUUUCAUUUGAAAUGCUACUCAUUUAGAAGUAUAGAAACUGAAUGUUAAAUCUUAAGGGAACAGUACAUAAAAUGAGAUCAUAGCAUGAAAAAAGUAACCUGCAUUAUGGUCUAUUGACUAAGGUACUUUUGUAUCCUGGUAUAUUUAAUGCAUGACAUGAGUAUACAGCUUGUUGCAAUUCAGGCACUCGGCAGUGCCCUAUUGUCAGGGAAACUACGGAAAUCAAAUUCUGGAUGUUUCUGAAUUGCGAUCAAAUAUAUCCGAACCCACCCUGAGGAUGCAGAGUUUCUAAUUUUAAAAGUAGACAAAGAAAUGGAAUAAAUAUUAUCAAAAAUGCAUAUAAUCAUAAAUAAGCACCGAUUACAGUAUUACAUCAAUAGUGCAGUGCAUGGACCUUCUACGAAGAAGAAAAUUAUUAGUCAUGCUUCCAUCUCCAUUUCAAAUUUUAGUGUAAUUUUGUUUGGAAUCCACUCAAAAAAGAUCAUCACCACAUUCAACUUCAUAUCAUGGAGAAUUCUUCUGACAUUAGUUGCUAGUGCCUUUAUCCCUUUCACCAACAGGACCAGUGAAAGUGCCUCUGUGUACAAUGGUAUUUGUGAGGUUGAGCGGAGCUGGUUCACCUUCUGUUUAAGUGUGGAAACACUGUUGGUUAGAAUGUUAAUGAUGCCAGAUAAGCAAGGUUGAAAUAGAAGCUGAUUGUGGUCAAAAAAGUAAAAAAUAGAUGAUCCAUGGCUGUCAUGCACAACCCAGUUUUCAUGCACUUAAUUAUGCCCUUAAGCAGCAAUGUAUUGUACUCUGCAUGUUUACCAAUUCAAGUCAAAAGGGAAUAUCCAUCGGUUUUCAACAUCUUUUAUUCAUGUCUGUUGUUUUUUUUUCUUUGUGCACCAUGCAUCCUUUCAGGGUCUCUACCUCAGCGAGGUCAUUGCAAACUUGCUGCAGAGCUGCAAGCUUCAAUGCAGGGCUUCCUAUACCAUAAUGCAAAAUGGAACCUUAAGUGUAAACAGCAGUCAUGCAAUAUUGAAUGUGAGAGUCCCAAAGCAUAGCCUUUUUACACAAGCACUUAGGACGAAUAGUGUACCCCAAUCCUGCUCCUUUUGUUCACUUAAAGCUACGCACAAUCAGAACAUUCAUUGUCAGAGAGUUUAGCGAGGUUGCCUGUUUUAUAUGUUGCUUUCUUUGAAACAGUGGUGUAUAAUUGCACUGAGUUGUGUUUCAAAACGCGUGGGAGAGAGAGCAGAUGUAAGUUUGAUGUAGUUUUUAAGUCUGUCAUCGUGCAAUCCAAAGCGCAGCCCGACUUUUUGCACAGUCAUUUUGUUCGGUUGCUAAAGUCAGUUUUCUUUGCUAGUUCGAUUUUUUUCACUUGUCACCGUGCUUGCUCACACAUAGUGCGUUGUUUCUCAGCACAUUGUCCCAAACAGGCUGACUGCAGAUAUAGACGGGGACAAAUUGUAACAACUACUUGAAAAUCUCCAGCUACUGUACAUCAAUCUACACUCAGUAUUAAGACAAAUUCAUUCUAACAAAGGUAAGAUUUUGUACUGUAUGCCCUUUUUAUUUUAGAUUUAGCAAUCUCCUGACAAGGUCCUGUGAAAAACAAAGCUCUGCUGCAGUGCUACUUGAAUGUCAUAGUCGUUUCUGUUGGUGCAAUGGCUAUCUUUUGUGGUGCUACUAUAGGACCACCAUCGUUGUCCUGUCACCAUCACAUAUUAUCUGAAGCUUUCAUUAAUUGUUUUCGACGAGACUCUGUGAUUCUUGUUCCUGACGGUUUUUGUUAUUGGUGGUUGGUUAGUAUAGGGAACUGUUUAUUAUUUUAUUUGAAACUGAUCUUUGUACUGUACAGCUGAAGGGUGUCUGCCUCAGGCGAGGUAAAGAGCCUUGCUCAAUGUCAGUAUCUUAUAAGAGCAAAAAAAGACACAACUGUGUCAGGGAUCUUCACCUUGUGUAGGGUUUCUCAUACAGAAGGAC
This is a messenger RNA of Paralichthys olivaceus (Japanese flounder), 4994 nucleotides long. It is a transcript of the gene kcna1a, whose product is annotated as potassium voltage-gated channel, shaker-related subfamily, member 1a. Gene Ontology annotation, biological process: protein homooligomerization; potassium ion transmembrane transport. The record is from RefSeq and is a predicted model, not a curated record. Lineage: Eukaryota; Metazoa; Chordata; Actinopteri; Pleuronectiformes; Paralichthyidae. Gene Ontology annotation, cellular component: dendrite; membrane; synapse. Gene Ontology annotation, molecular function: delayed rectifier potassium channel activity; protein binding.